AUGAUGCUAACGAUGAUAGGAAUGCUUCAGGAAUUCUCGAGAAGAAAGCGAGCGAAAUGGAUGAUAACUAAGGAAGCAAAACUAGAAGUUUAUUUGAAGUGGUUUGCUUUUGACAGCUUUUCCCCACCUCUUCAACGACAACUACUCAUAUAUUCACUAUGGGAUAAUGAGUCGGAUAAAAUUGAGCUCUACAGCACAGAAAAUGGGGCGGAAGUUGAGCAUAUCUAUCGGCAACAAAUUCAUUACAAAUACAUUGACUUUUUCAUGAAUAUCAUUUAUUGCAAUAAUAUCUUAAUAUUAAUACAAAAACAAAAACAUCUCGAUCCAAAGACGCGGAAAAAGUGUCGGAUUCGAAUAUCACCAUCUGACACACAGCAUACAUUAAAAGUUCGUUAA
Loa loa (African eye worm) is the source of this 396-nucleotide messenger RNA. RefSeq lists its product as hypothetical. The coding region runs from base 1 to 396 and encodes 131 amino acids. Lineage: Eukaryota; Metazoa; Nematoda; Chromadorea; Rhabditida; Onchocercidae. The record is from RefSeq and is a predicted model, not a curated record. The transcript is spliced from 2 exons.